GAACGGGAAGAGCGUUGUUCGUCGUCGUUGUCGUCGUUCGUUCACAUCACGGGGUCCUUACCAGGGCAGAAAGGGUAUUCUUUUGAUCGAGGAGCAUGCGUCAGAGGCAAACCUGAAGCAAUAGCAGUGAUACAGUUGAGUGCAGUCCCAUCAUGGGUUCGGAAGCCGCCGCCGAAGCUCUCCUCGCGUCCUUUGCGGAGGGAGCUCGCUUGGAGAUGAAGCGGCUGGUCAAGCGGGUAAGGACCACCGGCAAAGAACAGCACCAACACACACAAAUCAACGCUGAGGCUCUGUCUAUCCACACACCUGCUGUUGGUUGCGUGUUGUGGCACGGGCAGGAGCCGCAGUCUGACGAUGACGACCUGGAUGGCUCCGAGAGGAGCGAAGAUGAGGGUCAGGAUGGCGUCGGUGCAGCUGCUGCUGCCGCUGCCGCUGCUGCCGGUUCCGAGCAGUUGCAGCCGAAGAAGCGCGGCCGCCCGAAGGGCAGCCUCGACAAGCAGCCUCGCCGCGCCGCCAAGAAGCCUUCAGUGCAGACCAGGCUGGCCUCGCUGCCUGACGAACAAGUGGACAAGGCCAUCGCUGACCUCAUGCGGCCCGACAUAGAGGGACUGGUCAGCCAGACAGACAGCGGAAGGCAGCGAUUGCUCACGGGGUCCCUCCUGUGCUGUGCUGUCUGUAUGUGUGUUGUGUUGUCUGCGUGUCAGAUUCCGGCGUACCAGCCUGGCGCUACCUUGCCGUUCGGGCGUCCAAGCAUCGCUGUGCUUAAGUUCAUCGCAACCAAGAUGUUGGAAGGUGAGUGCCCUGCCUGUCCUGACUGACAUGGAUGGAUGGAUGGAUGGAUGGCUGGAUGGCUGGAUGGCUGGAUGGCUGGAUGGCUGGAUGGCUGGGCGGAUGGAUGCAGGUGGCGGUCAGUUGCAUUGGACCAUCAAGAACGAGACCAUAUGCAAACUCGCAGCAGAAAGGCAAGCAGGCAGCAAGCUCCGCACCACACCACACCGUAUAGCUACCUCCUUUCCUUACUCUGUCAUGUGCAGGGGUUUGUGGGAGGCGGCCUAUCGUCUUAGCGAGGAGCAUCUGGGCACCCGGCCGCCCGGUCUGCUUCUUGAGGUCGCCUGCGCCCACUACCAGCGGCACCGCAACCCCAGCAAGAGGGCCCGCAAUGAGGAGGCCAAGGCAGUCGAGGAGGAGAAGCAGGGAAAGAGGGAUACCGAGGUCAUCCGCAUCGUCAGGAAGGAGCUGUGCCGCAGCGAAGAUGCGCCUGCUGUGUUCCCGCUCUACCUCUGCCAGAUCGGCACCGUCCCCAACGCAUCGCUCAAGUGGUACGUACGCUCACAUGCAUCUCAUUGUCAAGACGAGAGAGAGAUGGUGUCUUACCUGCCAGUCAUCCAGACCAGACGUGUGUUGUGUUGUGUUGUGUUGUGUUGUGGCCGUGUUCGUAUCGUCAGGCUGAAUGUGUAUGAGCUGCCGCGUGCCCUGGUCAGGGAAUACGAGGCCUCCCUGCCGGCUGCCGACACAAGCCGCAUCAAGAAGGAGGAGGCCCUCGCCGCACUCUCGCUCGCCCCGCAGGACCCGCCCGAACCCAUGGUCUCCGAGAACCCCUCUUCGUCUGUUGCGGCGUCCUCCCUCCCCCCUGGCCACCCUCACUACGCCAGCAAGGUGGCCUUCCGCCGCAAGCAGGCCAAGCAGCUCAUGCUGGAGAUCGGCAAACGCGAGGAGGCCAUCCUCAAUGCCACCAAGGACAAGUCCAGUGCUGCAGCAGCAGCAGCCCCCAUCCCCGCCCGCGCCGUCCGUGAGCUGGCGGCCCUAUCGGUCCAGCUGGUCGAGAAGUUCCCGGAUGUGCUGCUCCCCGACGAGCGUACGCAGCUGGAGGAGUUCGCAGCGGCGGUGCAGCAGAUGGGCAGCGACGCCAUGGCGGCUGGCCUGUGUGAGGGCACCUCAUCCAGCCAUCCCCCAUUGCCGCGUCUGGCUUGCUCUGCAGGGGACGACAGCAGCAGUAGCCCUGUUGCCGGCAGCAGCCACACGGGGGCGCAGGGCGAGGGCUCGCGGAUUGAGGCUUCGGCUCGCGGGGCACCAUCUGGCUUCCCUUAUGAGCUGUAUGAGCACUUCGUUAUAGCACAGUGAGUCGAGUCGAGUCAUCGAAUGCACAACACGCGGCACACGAGAUCCGUCCAUUGAAUUGAUGAUUGUGCGUGUGUUGCUGUUGGUGUGUGUUGUGUCGUAUUGUGUUGUGGGGGGCAGCAUGAAAGUGAGUACUUUGGGAGCCAAGCUGCCUCUCAAUGACUACGACGCGCUGUGGCGGCUGCAGCAGGUGGCCGAGGAAUGGGCGCACGACACCAUACGGCACGCCAGAAAGGAGGUACGUCAGUCCAUCCAUCCAUCCAUCCGGCCGCUGUGUGUUCCUAUGUGCAGGGCUUGAAUGUGGUUGACGUCCUGAGUGAGAGGCUCGCGGCCAUCGAGGCCGAGAGACGCCGCACCCGUGCCAACAGUGCCCUUCCCAACCAAAGCAGGGAUGACGACCCAGGCUCGGCGGGCAGCCACCACUCCCCUCCCACACACACCCAAGAGCAAGCCACACCCCGCACCACCCCAGACACCACCACCACCACUCAGCCUCCCGACUUCGUCACGGGUGCGUUGGCGGUGGAGUAUCGGCGCCGCCAGUCGGCCAACCGGACACACUCUGGCGGGCUGACCCCAGCGACCUUCCUCUCGUCUCUACUACAGGAUGUCCAGGGCACUCAGCCACCGGCCUACCUGCUCAAUCACGCCACCGACAGCGGCCGUCUGGCCCAGCUGCACUCUUGGCUGGCGAGCGGGGCGGCGGUUGACGUUGGCGCAUUCACCAGACUCGUCGUGACGGCAGGGAAGGCUGUCAAGUCAGCAGCAUCGGCAAGCGCUGGUGAUGGUGGGGGUGGGAGGUCGGCUUUGGCGGAUGUUGUCAUGCGACAGUAUCAGGGGUUCUACUACGGGUGGCUGGCGCCCGAGAUGCACCGGAUGAAGAUGCCCGCACACAAACAGAAGCCGUACGCCGACCUCUUGUAAGUGAGUACCGGCCGUGUGGCGAGAUGUGGCGAGAUUCGUGUGCUGACGCCUCCCUCCCUCCCUCGGUGCUGUGUGUGUGUGUGGAUAUGCAGCCUGAAGACGCGUGACUGCUUGAAGGCCAUGUGUGCGAACCCAAACGAGUCCCCGCAGACAGUCCACUACUACCUGCAGCAGUGAGCGGACGGACAAGACACACCGCCACACUCAGACACACUGACUGACCCAUCCAUCUCUUCUCUCCCCGCUCGUGCGUGCGUGUGUGUGUAAUAUCAGGUUGGUCUUCAAGUUCGGCGCGAAACUGGGCGAGUACCGCCUACGGCACCCUCCCACACCCACACCAGCCCCAGCAGGCGCCCCGCAGGCACCUUCCCUGUCUGUGUCCGCUGUUCCCGCCCCUCCCCAGCAGCCCACCUGCAACGGGAUGCCCCUCCCCGCUGCCCAGCCAGAGCAACAGCCAUCGGUGCCGGCCUUUCCGGCCCUCUUCCAGGCCCCCUACGACAACCGCUCUGGAUCAGGCCUUUCGGCAGCUGCGGGACAAGAGGCUAGAGGAGGAACGGAGGAGACAGGGGGCGUCGGACAUGAUGCAGGAGGACAAGUGACUCACUGUGCCGCGAGAGAUCCACCAGCUGCAGAAGAGGUGCCUGAUGAGCCAUCCGGUGGCCAGCAUCAAGAGCCACAGCAGCAGCAGCCGGUGUGACGUGACAGGGCCGUGUCAUGUGAGUGUGAGUGGAUGGAUGGGGCAUGUCCGCGCCGAC
Vitrella brassicaformis is the source of this 3797-nucleotide messenger RNA. NCBI's taxonomy places the organism in Eukaryota, Vitrellaceae. The record is from the annotation of a GenBank genome assembly.